GAGAGAGAGAGAGAGGGGGGUUCAUAGCUUUAACAUAGAGAAGCUUCUUUCUUCUUUUCCUUUAUUAUUCUUUAAUUCCUUUGCUUUGUUCUCCCUCUUCUUUGCUAUGCUCUUUUCUUGGGCUAUGAUCAUUGUUGGCCUUAUUAUCUUUUGCUUGUGCUAUAGAAGAGGAAAGAAUAUAUAAGAGCUAGAGAGAGAGAGAGAGAGAGAGAGAGAGGGUUGUGUAUGAAGGAGAUAUAUGUGACAUGCAUGGUGCAAGUGGAUAUAGAAGAUAGAUGACAUGGUGGAUAAGAAUAUAGCUUCUUCCACGGCUCAAACAAGCAAAGAGAUUCGUGUAAGCUUGAUCAAGACAUGCCCAUCAUGCGGUCAUCGUGUCCAAUAUGAGGAUCACCUGCAGACUGCAGCGGGCCUGCCGGCCGGAGUGAAGUUCGACCCGACCGACCAGGAGCUUUUGGAGCACUUGGAGGCUAAGGCGAGGCCCGGGUCGCGAAAACUCCACCCUCUCAUCGACGACUACAUCCCGACGAUCGAAGGCGACGACGGCAUAUGCUACACUCACCCCGAGAGGCUCCCCGGAGUCAGCAGGGACGGCUUAAUCCGGCACUUCUUCCACCGGCCGUCGCGUGCGUACACGACCGGCACGCGGAAGCGGCGGAAGGUGCACACCGCCGACCCGCAAUGCGGCGAGACGCGGUGGCACAAGACAGGAAAGACACGGCCCGUGUUCGGCCCCGAGGGGAACCUCCUAGGGUACAAGAAGAUCUUGGUCCUCUACACCAGCUACGGCAAGCAAAAGAAGCCGGAGAAAACCAACUGGGUCACGCACCAGUACCACCUCGGCGCCGACGACGAGGAGAAGGACGGCGAGCUCGUCGUGUCGAAGGUGUUCUACCAGACGCAGCCGCGACAGUGCGGCGGCGUAAGAGAGGACGCGGUACGGAGCAGCUUCAAGGGACAGAGUAGCAGUAGCGUCGACAUUGAGGGCGACGAGGUUGCGUACAAAGAAGGGCACGUCGCCGAGUUCUACGGCACGGGGUUGUUAGGUUACAACCAAGGAGGAAAUGGUAACGGUGGUAGUAAUAGCAGUAAAGCCAGUUCCGCACAUGUGAUAGCUAGUUUCGCUUUGCAUGCGUGCGGACCGAGUUUUAUUGGGUAAAUGUGGUUUUGAAUAAUAUUGUAGAUUUACAUGUUAAAAGAAAAUUAAACUUUGAUAAGAAAGAUGUAAUUAAAAUGUAUCUUGUGAUGUAUGUGUGUAAGUAACAUGUUAUAUAAAAGAGCUAAUUGUUCUAUGCCUAUUUAGAUGUCAUGAUCUAUUUAACAUGUUACCCA
Molecule: messenger RNA, 1329 nt
Organism: Ananas comosus (pineapple)
Lineage: Eukaryota; Viridiplantae; Streptophyta; Magnoliopsida; Poales; Bromeliaceae
Product: NAC domain-containing protein 73-like
Exons: 3
Coding region: 281-1156 (291 amino acids)
Biological process (GO): regulation of DNA-templated transcription
Cellular component (GO): nucleus
Molecular function (GO): DNA-binding transcription factor activity; transcription cis-regulatory region binding
Source: RefSeq, a predicted model, not a curated record